AUACAAAAGCGACGGCGUUUCUCCAAGGCUGCAGUCUCAGACUCGCAGCCACAACGUUAUUUGUCCACCGCCUCUCGGUCUAGGAGAAAGUAAAGAAACCCCAUAGAAGUAGUACUAGUAGGAUAUGGGAAGCCAGCUGAAGAAUAAGCGGCUACACCUCAAUCCCAACUGGGCUCAACUUCAACAAAAGCUGAAAAGCCAUGACUCAAAACCUCAAAGACCCUCAAAAGGCUCACAAACCGAAAACCCGAAAACCAUUCUGGGGAAGCGUAAGGAGAGGCCAAAUGUAGAAUUGGACGAUUCUCCGAUCAAUCCUCUCGCUCCAAUUAAUGAUGAUAUCAGUGUAACAGAUGUGGUAGCCAUGGAUUGUGAAAUGGUCGGUGUUAGUCAAGGAAACAAAAGUGCCCUUGGACGAGUUACUCUGGUUAAUACAUGGGGAAAUGUUGUGUAUGAUGAGUUUGUUCGCCCAGUAGAUCGUGUUGUUGACUUCCGAACUGAAAUUAGUGGCAUUCGACCCCGAGAUUUGAGGAAAGCAAAAGAUUUUUGGGUUGUUCAGAAGAGGGUGGCAGAUAUAAUUAAAGGAAGGAUUCUCGUGGGACAUGCCUUGCACAAUGAUCUGAAGGUACUGCUAUUAAGUCAUCCUAAGAAGGACCUGAGGGAUACCUCAGAAUACCAGCCUUUUCUCAGGGAAGGUGGCAGAAGAGCACUCCGGCAUCUUGCAGCACAGUUUCUUGGUGUUCAGAUCCAGAAUGGGGAGCACUGCUCUAUACAAGAUGCUCGUGCUGCAAUGCUGCUUUAUCAGAAAAACAAAAAGAAGUGGGAAAAGAGUGUUAAAGAUCAAAUGCGUCUCAAACAAAAACAGAAGAAGCGCAAGCCGAAAAAGAAAAUAAAGCAGGGAGAUGUUACAAUUGACAGUAUUCCAACUGCAUUGUAGCAAUUGCUGCCUGAUGAUACUUGAUGCUUAGUUCCCGAUCGUUUCGAAACUCGAUCGCUAACAUCGGGCUCACUUCAAAUCCACCGGCACAUUGUCCAUGAUGUUGAGAAGGAAACUCGAAGAGGAUACAAUACCUAGCUACUAGAACCAAUUCCAUCCAACACGUCCGGGGGGAUACACUUUAGUCUCAUUAUUUAGGUGGCAAUCUUGCAUGUUGGAAAACUAUUAUCUUAUUAUCAUUGGUGAAGAAACGUUAGUGUUUUGAUUUUUUUUUUUUUUUUGGCAGUAGAGAUGCAUUCAUUAUAGUCUGCUGGUGAGAAAUUUAUGUACCCAACAGGAUAGAUGCGAUUUUCUCAAAUUAAAAAGAAAAAAAGGGGAUUGGAAAAUAA
Messenger RNA from Juglans microcarpa x Juglans regia, 1323 nucleotides. Its product is annotated as RNA exonuclease 4. The transcript has 9 exons. The record is from RefSeq and is a predicted model, not a curated record. Bases 125 to 934 code for a protein of 269 amino acids. Lineage: Eukaryota; Viridiplantae; Streptophyta; Magnoliopsida; Fagales; Juglandaceae. Gene Ontology annotation, biological process: rRNA processing. Gene Ontology annotation, molecular function: 3'-5' exonuclease activity; nucleic acid binding. Gene Ontology annotation, cellular component: nucleus.